AGCGCAAGGGGGCACAUGCUUGCUCCCACGCAUCCUUCCUGCAUGGUCUGAUCGGCUCUGGGACGCUGCCCCUGCCGCCCCUGCCCCAGCCUGGUCCUGUUCACUCGCCUUCCCAGGCAGAGGCAGAUCUGCGGGUCGGACCCCUUGGCCAGAAGCAGCCCAUCCCGUCCCUCCUUCCCUCCCUCCCUCCCUCCCAGGCGCUGUCAGUUUGAGGGCAGAUGUCUCAAGCUCCUGGCUGGUCAGAGGAAAGGAGGGUGGGAUGGGAUCCUCCUCCUAUAUAGGGCUUGAGCUGAGCAGUGGUGAUGGGAUCCACUGGGUCACAUCAGACAAGCAGCUCCCUGGCACCUAGGACUGCACCUUCUCACUCAAGUGGGACUGGGAGGUUUGAAAGAACAGGAAUCUGUAUGGCACGCAAGGAUCGGGCUUUCAAAAUGGAAUUCCGGUUUGCCCUCCUUUUCGUAGGGAUAAUUGCCUUUUCUGACUCGGCGAGAGGUCCCCCCAGAAUUGCUGAUAAGGUGAUCCAUCGGCAAUCAGUACGAUUAGGCAGAACCAUCAAGCUCCUGUGCCCGGUGGAAGGUGACCCACCCCCUCUCACCAUGUGGAUGAAGGAUGGGCGGACGAUCCACAGUGGCUGGACGCGGUUCCGAGUCCUGCAACAAGGGCUGAAGAUCAAGGAGGUGGAAAGUGAUGAUGCGGGGACAUACAUCUGCAAGGCCACCAACGGCUUUGGCAGCAUGAAUGUGAACUACACACUCAUUGUGAUUGAUGAUGCCAGCUCAGGAAAGGACAGCCAGGUACCUGAAGGCUCCAAUGGAGAAUAUGAAGACCAUUCUGGAAAGCAGUGGGCCCGGCCCAGGUUCACACAACCGGCCAAGAUGAGGCGGAGAGUGAUCGCACGUCCUGUUGGGAGCUCUGUCCGCCUGAAAUGUGUUGCCAGUGGGAACCCACGACCUGACAUUACCUGGCUGAAGGACAAUAAGCCCCUCACCCCGCAGGAGAUUGGGGAGAACAAGAAAAAGAAAUGGACAUUAAAUUUGAAGAACUUGAAGCCGGAGGACAGUGGCAAAUACACGUGCCGAGUGUUCAACAGAGUUGGGGAAAUUAAUGCAACGUACAAAGUUGAAGUAAUCCAGAGGACAAGGUCCAAGCCCAUCCUCACGGGAACGCAUCCCGUGAACACCACAGUGGAUUAUGGUGGGACCACCUCGUUCCAGUGCAAGGUCCGCAGCGACGUCAAGCCUGUCAUCCAGUGGCUGAAGAGGGUAGAGUAUGGCACUGAGAACAAGUACAAUUCCACCAUCGAUGUCGGGGGCCAGAAGUUUGUCGUGCUGCCCACUGGGGAGGUCUGGUCCCGUCCCGAUGGCUCCUACUUAAACAAACUGAUGAUAACACGAGCCAAGGAAGAGGAUGCUGGCAUGUACAUCUGCCUGGGGGCAAACACAAUGGGAUACAGCUUUCGCAGUGCUUUCCUCACAGUGUUACCAGAUCCUAAGCCACCCAGCGCACCUGUUGCUCCUUCUUCUGCCAGCAGCCUCCCAUGGCCAGUAAUCAUUGGGAUACCUGCUGGAGCAGUCUUCAUCUUCGGGACAAUCCUCCUGUGGCUGUGUCAAACCAAGAAGAAGCCAUGCUCUCCCCCAGCUGCAGCCCCAGUGCACAGACCCCAGCCCAGAGACAGGAUCUGUGUCCCCCAGGUUCCCGAUAAAGACUGCAUCUCCUCCAUAAACUAUGAGGAAUAUGUAGCUCAGCAGCAGCAUUUGCUGUCUCAAGGACCUGCACUGGCCCCAGCCAUGGCAUCAAAAAUGUACCCAAAGAUUUACACGGACAUCCACACUCACACUCACUCACACGUGGAAGGUAAAGUUCAUCAGCAUCAGCACAUUCAUUACCAGUGUUAAAGGGCCAUCCUGUUCAGUAGCUACCUUGUGCUUUUUUUCUCUCGGUACCUCAAAAGAGACUGCUUCAAGUCAGCUUAAACUGCCAGCAAAAAAAGCAAAGCAGAAAAGAUAUAUAUAUAAAUAUAAAUAUAUAUAAAUAUCUAUAUUAAAAAAAAAUAGAGAGCGAAAGAGAUACCUAUUACAAUUAGGAUGUAAAUGAGGAAUAAUGAAGGAAUUCCCAAUCUCAGCACAGAAGCAGCCAUGAAAAACAACAAAACCUUCUUGUAUUUUUAAGUCAAGAUGGCAACAGAUAAGGCAGGAAACUGUGACAUGAAACUUCCCCUCCUCUGUUGCAAUGCCAAAAGGGAGAAGAAGAAAAGGAGACCGCAACACUAUUCCAGCUUGACAUCAGUCUUCCUGCCUCUGCCACAUACCACCUGUUUUUUGGUGCUAGGCUUAUCAGACUUUUUACUCAUGGGAACGUACAGAAGAGCCUUUUUACCUCAGCGUGACUGAAGCUAGAAAAUACCUGAGGUCGAGUGCCAAAGCACCAGGAGACACAAUCAAGUGGCUUCUUCUGAAAGAACAAAAUAGAGCAAGAGUCUUUGGAGAAUACGUUGAUAUUUAAGAUGUGAAACACCAAAUGCUUUUCAGCCACAGUCAUUUUCCCCAGCAGUCAGUGAUAACUGAGCUAGCCAUUUCUGCAAAUCAAAGGUAUUGUGUUUUCCCCUCCGGGGUAUUUCUCACAAUGUUUUAACCUGCUCACCUCGUCCCAAUGCUAAACUUUACUGCCACUGCCAGGAAAACAAAGAAGGAAAGACAUUGUACAGAACAUCUUUAUAUUUAUAUUUAAGAAAUAAUAAUAAUAAUUAAUAAUAAUAAUUGAACUGUUGAAGGUCAAGAAAGCCAACCAUGCUGCCCUUCUCUGAUGCCGAUAGCUGUGAUUUUCAGUCUGAUGCUUGUGGCUUACAGUGACAAGCUACCGGAUUAAUUACGUCAAUGCAAAAUACAUGGAUAAAUAACAAAGAAAAAGAGAGGAAAAAAAGUAAGAAAAUAAAAACUGUUUUGGGAAAGAAUGCAUUUGCUAAAUAUGCACCUAGGAUUGUGUGUGUUUUUCCCCCCAGAUAAUGUUUUGCAGUUCAUCCAAACAACCUAACUUCAGUACCGUUCAAAUAACAACAGCAACAAACCAGAAAGGAAAAAUAAAUCAAAGGACCAUACUAAAUGUCUAUAUGGACUAGAAAUAAAUUCAAGCGCAAAUAUAAAACUUUUGUAAUUCUAUAUAGAGUUUAAACAGAAGUCAUGUAUAUUUAAUUUAUUUUGUUAAACAAGAAAAAAAUGUAUGAUAUUUUCCUCAAAACAGGCAUUUCUAUACAUAUUUUUGAUCCAAAUAAAGAUAAUUGGUUUUUUCCAGGUUCUUAUAGGUGCCAUGCUCCAAAUAGAAACAAUGUAGCAUGCAACAGUACUUUAUUUAAUCAAUUUGAAAGUCAUAUAUUUAUAUGCAUUUUUGCAAUAGCCAUGUGUAAUUUUCUAGCAGCAUCUCUGGCAUGGUGGGUGCCACUACUUCCAUUCAAAACUCUUCUGCCAUUUAAACCUAGGCCAGAAAGGCUUGUUGGGAACAGAUCAUUCUCUCUGCCCACCUUGUCUUCCGUCUCCUAGUAGCAAUCACCUGAGCCUGUAAGAACUUUUGUUUCACUUUUAUCAUUUACUUUAAAAAGUGGCUUGAUUCAUUUUUUUAACCACAGACCAGUGAUAGACUUAAUUCUAAUUCUAAUAGAGUCCAUUCUAAUCCUAGCUUUGAAAAGUAAUGUGAAGCUUCACUAGAGAUGUACGUUCAUACGCUGAACUUCUGUCUCUGAAUGUUUUGGGAGAAAAUGUUCCAGCCAAAUUCUGUUAUUCAUAAAAGCAGCUAUUAAACAUAAAAUAUUCAGUA
This is a messenger RNA of Gavialis gangeticus (Gharial), 3807 nucleotides long. It is a transcript of the gene FGFRL1, whose product is annotated as fibroblast growth factor receptor-like 1. The transcript has 7 exons. Bases 303 to 1895 code for a protein of 530 amino acids. Lineage: Eukaryota; Metazoa; Chordata; Crocodylia; Gavialidae. The record is from RefSeq and is a predicted model, not a curated record. Gene Ontology annotation, cellular component: plasma membrane. Gene Ontology annotation, molecular function: fibroblast growth factor binding; fibroblast growth factor receptor activity.